ACUAAGAAGAAGCAGUAGAAGAAGACGAAGCCUAAGCAGAAGUGGCGACACGUUAUUGUCUAAUUAGGCUCAAAACAUAUUUUUAAACCAUGACACGGUGGGCCAGGGCCAACAAUGUCCAUAAACGCCAGUCAACAGAUGCUGCACCAUGGAGCCAACUAAGGUCUGGUCUAGCAGGAGGGCAGACAGAGAGUGGAUUCAAACAAGGGGGCUUUUCCAACUCCCUCAACAAAGUUAAACAACGAGAAAAUCGGAGGAUAAAAAGACAGAAUGCCAAGAAGAACAAAAUGGUGUGCUUUAACUGUAGAAAGUCAGGACAUGGGGUGGCUGACUGUCCAAAUGCUGAAGCUGAUGAAGAAAUGGGUCAAGGAAUCUGCUAUCGUUGUGGCUCUACAGAGCAUGGGAUUCAGAUGUGUAAAGCUAAAGUCGAUCCUGCAAUGGGUGAUUAUCCAUAUGCCAAAUGCUUUAUUUGUGAGAAAACUGGUCACCUGUCCAGAUCCUGCCCUGAUAACCCAAAAGGAAUGUAUGCUGCAGGUGGUUGUUGUCACUUUUGUGGUUCUGUGGAACACUUUAAGAAGGACUGCCCAGACCAUCAAACUUCAACGAAUUCCAUCACAGUCAGACGUAUAUCAAACCGGAUAAGUGCUGACCAUGAAGAUGUCCAUGUACCUGUGGUGGAUGCGCCACGAAAGAAAGCCAAGGUUGUGGUAUUCUAAGCAAAGUUUCGCUGUAAAAUAAUGGUUUCUGUUUUAUGGAAAUAAUAGUCAAAAGAAAAUUAUACCAUAUAUGACUCACAUUCUGUAUAAAAUAAAAAUGUAUUAUGUA
Trichomycterus rosablanca is the source of this 825-nucleotide messenger RNA. It is a transcript of the gene zcchc9, whose product is annotated as zinc finger, CCHC domain containing 9. Gene Ontology annotation, molecular function: zinc ion binding; nucleic acid binding. The record is from RefSeq and is a predicted model, not a curated record. NCBI's taxonomy places the organism in Eukaryota, Metazoa, Chordata, Actinopteri, Siluriformes, Trichomycteridae. The transcript is spliced from 6 exons. Gene Ontology annotation, cellular component: nucleolus. Bases 90 to 716 code for a protein of 208 amino acids.